AAGUGUCGCUACGCAUUUGACAUUGACAGUGUUAAAACUUCCAUGGUGCUCCUAUUCCUGGCAUCGUUCAAGCUUCUAUGGCGCUCCUAUUCCCGGUGAGAAGCUCGACACCCGUAUAGAAAGUGGCGCCUUUCUUUAGUCGAGGCAUUUUACCUGAGUUGUGGUUGUUUGUGAGCCUAUCGAUCGCAACCGGUUUGUGAAGUUCGCUCUCACCGUCUCGUCCGUAAGAAGGCUUCACAGAGUCCUUGGUAUUACCUACCGACACUUUGGCCAGAUAACCAUUGUCUUCUCGACCUCAGAAUGCCUGUACUGACUGUGAACACCAACGUGCCCGCUGAUAGGAUACCGGCUGACUUCCUUGAAACUUCCUCAAAAAUAGUCGCUGAUACGCUUGGAAAGCCUAUCUCUUACGUAAUGGUGCACAUUGCAGCCGGCCAGCAGAUGUCGUUCGCAGGAGACCGUGCCACUCCAUGUGCGAACUGUACGCUGUCUUCUAUUGGCUGCAUUUCAGCUUCGCAAAACAAGAAGACGUCAAAGGCUAUAAGUGACCUCCUCGAUUCGAAAUUGGCUAUUCCCUCCGACAGGAUGUACAUCAACUUUGUUGAUCUUCAACCAUGCAAUGUUGGUUUUAACGGGUCGACGUUCUGAAGGCUUCUUUCAGAGGAUAUUUUUUUUGUUGAAAUGUCUCUCAAUAAUGAAAAUAAUGCACUUGGUGCAAGCGACAAUAAAUUUCGACAUUCAGAAAUUGUUUUUUACAAUAGUGUUAAAGUAUAAAAAGUAACAAGAUGCUGCUAUUUUAUAGUUACUGAUCGUUCGUUGAGCACCAUUUAGAAUUAAAAAAUCGAUCUAUAAGGCGCUAACAAAACACGUUGAGUUUGUGAAUGGCACGUGCACUGGUUCGGUUUUCAAUCAUAUUUCACGCAUUUCAUGCAAAUUUACAAGUAAGUCAAAAUAAAUCUAAAUAUACGCACACAGGUUAACGCUA
Messenger RNA from Varroa destructor (honeybee mite), 985 nucleotides. RefSeq names its product macrophage migration inhibitory factor-like. NCBI's taxonomy places the organism in Eukaryota, Metazoa, Arthropoda, Arachnida, Mesostigmata, Varroidae. Gene Ontology annotation, molecular function: phenylpyruvate tautomerase activity. The record is from RefSeq and is a predicted model, not a curated record.